Messenger RNA from Miscanthus lutarioriparius, 1989 nucleotides. The record is from the annotation of a GenBank genome assembly. Lineage: Eukaryota; Viridiplantae; Streptophyta; Magnoliopsida; Poales; Poaceae.
AUGGGCCCUCGCAGGCCUCCUGCCCGAGAUCCGCUGGGCCCUGCUGGCCCAUGGAAGUCUUGCUUCCCCGGCCCAGAACAACGCCACGUGCAGAUGGAGUACAUAUCCCCUGAGAGAAAUCUGGAGGGGACUUGUGGAGAUCCUGGGCCAUUAUUUGGAGACCAAGGUGGCAGCCUGUUGGACCACUUGGGUUAUCAAGGAGGAGGAAUUCCACAACAUGAGUCUCCAACACUGGAUCAUGGACUUUUGGUUGAUCCAGCUGAUGCAAUUCCGUAUUUAUCUACAGAUUCUCCGCCCUUCAUGAAUGAUCAAAUCACUUGCAAUGUUAUGAAAUCUGCUUCAGCUAGUCCAGAAUCUUCGAUGAAACAACCUCAAGAACCUCUUAAUAUAGAAUCUGAUGUACAGAAUGAUGCAGCUGAACAAAAUGUUCACAAUAGUAACUCUGAAGAACAGAUCACUUCUCUGGGCUGUGAUGAACAUCACAACACAGAACUGAUUGGUGCAGUUUUGCCUCCAAAGCUUCUUGAAAGCAGUGGUAAUGAUAUAUCAAACUUUCAACCAGAAGCUACAUAUUCUGAUUCCUACCAUGGUGACUCUUUGUUAACUGAAAAUAGUAGUAAGGGUUACCAGCUUAACAAUAGUGGUGCUCCUGCUGAUGAUAUUCCAAACUCUCCUGCGCUUCAGAUGGAAAAUGAGGAGAUGGAAAAGUUACAUGAGACUUCUCACAAUGAAAACAGUGGGUCAGAGGAUGAUCAAAUGAAUGGUAGGAAACCUUGCCCCAUUAAUGGUCGAGACAAUGAGAAGUUUAACACUUCAGCUGUACCUCCCUCUUGGGAACAGACAGAGCUGAAAAAUCCUGGUACUAGAAAUGGAAGUUCAACUCCAGACAAUCAAUUUGAUUCUCCUCCGGACAGGUUUGCAAGACUGGAAAGGGACACACCAUCUCCAGAUGGGAGAGUAUCCCCUGAAAGGUUUGCAAGACUGGAAAGGGAUACCCCAUCUCCAGACGGGAGGAUAUCUCCUCCAGUUGAAAGUUCACAUUCCCAUCAUUCUGAGAAGAUGGAGUCACAAUAUCGUGCCAAAGAUGUUGGUGAGAUAGCUCAUUCUGAAAGCCCACCGGUAAGACAUCGGUCCCGAUCUUCUGAAAAACAUGACCCCAGCCGCAAAAGAGCCUCUUCAAGGGAGUUGUCUCCACAUGCGCGACAUAGUUCUCCUGUAGAAAGGAAAAGACGGAGAGAGUCUCGACAUGGUGAUGGGUCGCCUCGACAAAGAUCUGCAUCUCCCCGAAGAAGAUCUACACCCCCUCGAAGAAGAUCUAUAUCCCCUCGAAGAUCCUCACACAAGAGGAGGGAAUCACCAAGAAGGGGAGACUCACCUAGGAGGAGGCACUCACCUAGGAGGAGGGAGUCACCAAGGAAGAGAGAUUCACCAAGGAGGAGAGACUCACCAAGGAGGAGAGACUCACCAAGGAGGAGAGAUUCACCAAAGAGGAGGGACUCCCCAAGGAGGAGGGAUAGGUCAAAAUCAAGGUCACCUUCAAGAAAACAUGAUACCUCUAGACAUAGAAAAGAACACGAUAGAUCUCGGUCCAGGUCUCCCCACUCAAGGGAUCAUCACAGGCGAUCUCCAAGAAGGCAUUCACCAAGGCGCAGAUCACCCCCAACCAGUCAUCGCCAUCGUUCACCAAGAAGACAUUGGUCACCACCUGCCAACAGGAAGACUGGAUUGGGUAAGCCUGGAAAGAAUCUCUUUAUUGCAGGAUUUAGCUAUGCCACCACUGAGCGAGAUUUGGAGAAGAAAUUUGGCAAGUUUGGACGUGUAACAAGUGCACGUGUUGUUCGCGAUAAACGAACUGGAGAUUCCCGUGGCUUUGGAUUCUUAUCCUUGGAGAAGGAUGAGGAUGCCGAUGCAGCAAUCCGUGCUUGUGAUGAGACUGAGUGGAAUGGAAGAAUAAUUCUUGUGGAGAAGUCAAAGGCACCUGCAUGGUGA